Messenger RNA from Lagopus muta (rock ptarmigan), 5955 nucleotides. It is a transcript of the gene ATXN3, whose product is annotated as ataxin 3. Gene Ontology annotation, cellular component: nucleus. Bases 1447 to 2403 code for a protein of 318 amino acids. The transcript has 11 exons. Gene Ontology annotation, molecular function: cysteine-type deubiquitinase activity. Gene Ontology annotation, biological process: protein deubiquitination. NCBI's taxonomy places the organism in Eukaryota, Metazoa, Chordata, Aves, Galliformes, Phasianidae. The record is from RefSeq and is a predicted model, not a curated record.
GGCCGAGCACGGAGGCGAGCAGCGGGACGUGGGGCAGUUCUGCAUUCCGGGUUCCGUGCGCUAACACGCUGCUCGCCGCCUCCGGAGUUGCCCGGUGUGGGUGUGCCGCCCGGCGGGAACGGCGCUGGGAGGGACGGCCCGCAUCGCGUGCUGAGCGGCGCUUCCUGUUUUGGAGAGGAAAUGCUUCUGGAAACUGCUGUGCUUCGCCAGGGCUCUCACGUACGGGCUGUGUGCGAGCUCUGUGUUACUACAGUACAGCUCCUUUUUCACCUGCUUUGCCAAUGACUCUGCAUCUUUGUUGUGUUGUAGGUGAUACCGAUUUCUAGCCGUUGUUCUUAUGCGUAGUAGUUGGUUUAGUUAGCAAAUAAAAAGAGUUAGCUGCACAAUUCUGUUGGUUUUUGGGUUUUUUUUUAAAUAUAUCAUUAUUUUUACAUCAGUAGUAGAACAUGGAGAGUGUUCUUUCAAGCUGGAUUUGGGUAGCAAAACAUGGCAAACAUCAUGAAGCUGCUGUUCAGAGGGUAAGAGCUGAUUUUCAGUCAUUAUAACCCAUGCUGCAGUAGCUUCAACUUCCAGCUGGGACUAGAAAAUGAGUUCUAAGCAGAAGUGCAUACCUUCCUUUUCUGUAGCCUUUCAUGUACCAACCUGGCAACUGAAAGAAGGGUUUAUCAGUAAACUGCUUUGUACUUUUGGAAUAAACUGCUGAAACUGUAAUGAUCAAGCAUACUACAUUCAAAGAAUUGGUAUACCUUUAACUAAACAAAGACCCAAAACAGUGUUUCAUUUGUAACAAGAGGGUGACAGUUGCAAAAAGUAGGACUGCUGCAGAUUUGAGCCCCUAUUAUUAAAAAACUGGCCUUUUCUCUUAAAGGAUCUGAGUGAUUGAAACCACUGAAAGCAGGACAGCUGUUGAAACCAGGAUAGGUUUCAAUAAGGGGAUUUCAGAUUAUGGAAAAAUACCAUAUUCUCUGCACAGAAAUACUGCAAAUUACAAAACAAAAAGAUGUGUUUUAUGCACUUACAGUAUGUACAGAUUGUCAUUUUAUUUUUAAGAUGAAUUUUUUUCUGUACAAGUAUAGAGGGGCCCUUUCAAAGAAAUUAGGGCCUAAGCUUAUGUAUGGGAACUGCUAAGUCACGGCCUGAACCUCUGAUUGAUCACCUGAGGUGAGCCAUGAGUCAGCCAGAGGAGCACAGCUGAAGGCAAUUCACCUGUGCUGCCGGAAGGGGUGGAGCCAGGCUGCACCCCUCCUGGACCUAUUUAAGAGCUGGCUACCAGAGGGGAAGGAUCUCUUCUGGAGAUCUCCUCUUUUGGUGUCUUCUGGUGAGCUCAACCCAAGGCAAGAAGGCUCAUUAUGUGCUCAGCACUGUCUGAAUAAUUUGCUGCAAGGAGAGUACUUUAGUCCUGUUGAGUUAUCCUCCAUUGCACAGCAGUUGGAUGAGGAAGAAAGAAUGAGAAUGGCAGAGGGAGGAGUGUCUAGUGAAGAAUAUAGAACAUUUUUACAGCAGCCUUCUGUAAACAUGGAUGACAGUGGAUUCUUCUCAAUUCAAGUUAUAAGCAAUGCCUUGAAAGUGUGGGGUUUAGAACUAAUCCUCUUCAACAGCCCAGAGUAUCAGAGGCUUGGGAUCGACCCUAUAAAUGAAAAAUCAUUUAUUUGUAAUUAUAAGGAACACUGGUUUACAGUUCGAAAGUUAGGAAAACAGUGGUUUAACUUGAACUCUCUCUUGAUGGGUCCAGAGCUAAUAUCAGAUACAUAUCUUGCACUUUUCUUGGCACAAUUACAACAGGAAGGUUAUUCCAUAUUUGUAGUAAAAGGUGACCUGCCAGACUGUGAGGCUGAUCAGCUGUUGCAGAUGAUUCGAGUUCAGCAGGUGCAGCGACCAAAACUAAUUGGAGAAGAGACUGCGCAGUCAAGAGACCAGAGGCUACCUAGAAGUGAUGUGGACCAAGCGAUAGAAGUUAGCCAUCCUUUUGAUGGGACAAGCAUGUUAGAUGAAGAUGAGGAGAAUUUUCAAAGAGCUCUGGCUUUAAGUAGGCAAGAAAUUGAUAUGGAAGAUGAAGAAGCUGAUCUUCGUAGAGCCAUUCAACUCAGCAUGCAAGGUAGUCGUCAAAAUGAGUUCUCAAACUCGUUACCACAGAAUGCUUCUCAGCCACCACACACCAGUCAGACAGACUCUCUUUCUUCAGAAGAUCUGCGCAGGAGGAGACAAGCAUAUUUUGAAAAGCAGCAACAGCAGAUAGAACAGCAGGAUCUGACCCUGAACCUACAUGAUAAACCAACUAUAAACUCAAGCACUCUGGAAGCUGAUCCAGGAGGUGAUAUGAGUGAGGAGGACAUGCUUCAAGCAGCUAUGAAUAUGUCGCUGGAAUCUGCUAGAAACCACUUGAGUACAGAAGAGAAGAAAUGACAUCGUAAUUUUUCCCCUCUAUUGUCAAAACACUACGUCUCUGUUACAAUUUUACUGUGUGGAUGUUGCACAAGCUGGGUUCAUUUCAGAGUUCUGGAAGCAGGAAUGAAAGGUUGGCUGGAGCUCAGAGUUUAGAGGGAAUCUGCAAAUACGAAAAGUUUGCACUAAUUUAGAAAACCAUAGCACUCCUACUACAAGAGUAACAGUAUUGAAGUUACUUACGUUACUCUUGAUCAAACAUGCACAUGUAGCAGCUGUAACUUGCAUUAAAAAAGUUUGUUUUGAAAAAUUCUAUGGAGAACACAAGGUGCCAAAAAUUGGUAUCAACCACUUUUUUUUCCAUACUAAUACAAAAAUAGAAGUAAUAAAUUGUAUUCAUAAGUUGCUAGAUAUAAGAAAAUACUUCAAAUGGGGAAAAAAAAAAACCAACUAGAUUCUUGUAACUUGUUCUGUGAUUCGUUCUUCAAAUGACUUGAUGUCAACUUUUUGGUCCUGCUGUCUGCUUUUGAAAUGACCCACCCUGCAGGAGAAACCUAAAUCUGUAAAUGUAUUGCUUGGCAAUUAAACAGAAAAUCUCCAGUGUACUGUAGAUCAUGACAUUCACUGAAAGAUUCCAGAGUGCUUCUGAUGUUCUAACACUUUCUGGUUUUACUUUUAGUUUUACUUGUAGUUUCCAAGUUCGUGCUUGAGGUAGGAUUUUUGCUUUGCCAUUUUGUCUUUUUGUAAAUAACUUUUUUUUAAUGUUAGGUUAGGUUUUUUUUUUUUUAAUGCUCCUUCUGGUUAUACCACUGUUUUUAUCAUGAAAGUAUCACAAUGGGUUAAACAGGUUUUUCUUUUAUAUUUCUACUGCGUUAUCUUUUCCUCUUCAACCCUUAAUUCUGGCCUUUCAGUAUCAUAGAGCUGUAACUGAGUCUAGGAGAAAGGAAAAUGGGGAAGAUCUGGGUGCCAUAAAAUCAAUGCCACAUAAGUUGCAUUCCUGCAGUCUACAAUGACCUCUGUGCAAGUAGCUCUUCUAAGAAUGAGUAUUUAUGUCUGUGUGGGUGCUCUUUCUGAAAUGCUUUUUGACUGUCUGUCAGAAUGUUGUAGCUUUUUCAGGAAUGGCCUUUACUCAUGCACCUUAAAAAUUUUUUUAUCAUGCUGUUUCUGAUGCUGAGGAAAAAAAAAAACAAAAAAACAAAAAAACACAGGGAGCAAAGGAUGGGAGAGAGAUUAUUCUAUUCAUUGUAGUGCAUUUGUUUUGAUACCCAGGAUGAAUGUGUGAUAGGGUGAACGAACUUGACUUCCAACUUAGUGCAGAAAUUGAUGUUUCAUUUUACUAAAUGGUGCUUGAAAUACAAAUUCUGUUUACACAUAAAUUAUGUGGAAAUAUGUUAUAGAUACAGUAUGCAAGCUGUAUUCAAUGCAUUAACAGCACAGGCAUUCUAAGAAUAUCUUUUGCAAAUAAACCCAAAUUUCUAUAUCAAAAUAUCCUAAUGUAGUAUCAUUGCACAAUAGUGACAUAUAAAAUUAGUAUUAGAACUUAAUGGUAGUUAAAUGGAAGUAUGCAUUCAGCAUCAAGUAGUACUUACUUGAAAGGGCUCUUACCUCCCAGUAAAUAUUUGUUUACAGCAAUGGUUUUUCUUGAUAGGUUAGAAUAUUAUAUUAUACAUAUAGAAUGAAUUCUGUUUUCCUGAAUUUCCACUGCUGGGAUGUGUAGUAUGAUGUGAAUUUUGACAUGACAGCACUACUUUUUAAGAAAUUAAGAUUUUGUUUUGUAUAUAAUCCUAUUCUGCACAUGUAAUCUCUAUAAUGUGCUGAAGUAAUACAGCCAAGUAAUGGCAUUGAGAAGUCACGUGUGCAAAUGCCAUUUUGAAAUGCUAUAUUUUUCAGGAGGUAGAUUUGAUUGAAAUUUAUAUGAAACUGAAAACAGAAGAGGAGUAUGUAAAGCAGUGAGUUAUCUCUUUGCUUGUUUGCAAAUUAUCCACGACUUUAACUUCCCUUCCUUUGUUGUGCCAUAAACUGACCCUGAAAUCUCUCUCCUUUUAAUAAAUAGGUGUAGGCUGGCAGAGCUUGUUAAUACUUACUUGAUACUAGAACUCGGACCUUUUAUCUUCUGUUACAAGAAUAUCAUAAAAAUACCAUUUCUUUAGCUACAUAGCAUAGUGGUCCUGUAUUUAAAAAUUAAAAAAAAAAAUUCCCUUGAAUUGCAUUAACUAACUUGUGACAAUUACAUCAUAGAAUCAUAAAGCUUGUAAAAGACUUCCAGGAUCAUCUAGUCCAUCUACCUACCACCAAUAUUGCACUCUAAACCAUGCCCCUCAGUAUUACAUCUACCCUUUCUCUUAACACCUUCAGGGACAGUGACUCCACAACUUCCCUGAGUAACCUGUUUGAAUAUCUCACCACUCUUUCUGAGAAUAAAUUCUUUCUGCUAUCUAAUCUGACCCUCCCCUGGAGCACCUUUAGGUUUUUCCUCUCAUCCUGUCCCUGUUACCUGGGAGAAGAGGCCGAUCCACAACCUCCUUUCAGGCAGUUGCAGAGUGCUAUAAGGUGUCUCCUGAGCCUCCUCUAGGCUAAACAAUCCCACUUCCCUUAGCUAUUUCAUAAGAUUUGUGUUCCAGACUCCUCACUUGCUUCUCUGGAUGUAGUUUAGGGCCUCAACUGUCUGUCUUGUAGUGAGCGGCCCAAAACUGAACACAGUACUUGAGAUGCAGCCUUGCUGGAGUUGAAUACUCAAUGGAGUCGAAUUGGAGUUGAAAAGAGGGAGGAUCACCUCCCUGCUUCUCCUGGCUGUAUUGUUUCUCAUGCAAGCUGGGAUGCCCUUGGCUUUCUUCACUACCUGAGCACACUGCUGGCUUAUGCUUAGCUGAGUAUCAACUAACACCUCCAGAUCCAUUUCUGCUGUGCAGCUUUCCAGCCUAUAGUGUUGCAUGGGGGUGUUGUGACCAAAGUGCAGGACCCAGCACUUAGGCUUGUUGAACAUCAUCCCAUUGGUCUCAGCCCAGCUAUCCAGCCUGUUCAGGUCCCUCUGUAGAGCCUUUCUAUUCUCAAGUAGUUAGUUCUAACCCCUAACUUGGUGCCAUCUACAAACAUACUGAUGGUGCACUCAGUUCCCUCAUCCAAAUUAUCAGUAAAGAUAUUAAAUAGGAUGGGCCCCAGUACUGACCCCUGGUACAUGUUUUUUGUAAUCACUAAAGUGUGGAGGUUUGCAUUUGAGCUUUCAUGUUGUUUUUUAAGUUACUCUACCCAAGUGUUUUAACCUGUGACGCUUAUAAAGUAACAGUGCCUGAAAAGCACAAAUGUGUGAGUCAGAUUACAGGGCUAACCAUGUUUCUUUCUGUGUAGAAACAGCAUCACUCUACAAAUAUCAGUUUGGCAUUCAGAGGAGUGUUAAGUUUGGUGAAGUAUGCUUAACUGCCAAGUCAAGCAAUUCAGAGGUAACAGUUAAAGCUAAGUGUGCUAAUUGCACCAACACAAAAGACUAAUUCUUGACAGAACAUAUUUUUUUGACCCAGUUCUAAAGUUCAAAAUGUGUGGACCUGCCAAAUUGUCAAUAAAAAGCUGAUCUUGUUU